AUGUUUGAUUAUUUAUAGGAUAAUCCCAGUAAAGGGUGAGACCUGUAUCAAUAACGUACACUAUUAAAAAGGGCAAAGUGAAACAAAACCUUGCAACAGCUACUGAGCAUUCCAAGUUUUCCAACCCAAGCUUAUGCUCAUGCUGUGUUCCCUACAGCACCCCGGCUGGGAGAGUCUGGCUCUGGAGUACCUGAGAGCUCCUCUCACAGUCAGUAUUCCUGUCCUGCUUCCUACACUACCCCUGCUGGGAGAAGCCAGACCUAGACUAUCUGGGAGCUCCCUCCCUCCAGCUCGCUCUGCUGGAAGAUGCUGGAACUGGAGUAGCCAGGGGCUACCCCUACAGCCAGCGCUCCUGGUCCCAGAUGUUUAUGUAGCUGGGGACAUGUAAUGGUUCUACCUCAGCCCCACAAAGGGCUUGUCAUGGGGACCUAGGGUGACCAGACAGCAAGUGUGAAAAAUCGGGACAGGAGGUGUGGGGUAAUAGGAGCCCAUAUAAAAAAAAGCCCCAAAUAUCGGGACUGUCCCUAUAAAAUUGGGACAUCUGGUCACCCUAGGAGGGACCCAGCUGAAGGGCUCUCUCCAACUUUCCUCAUCCUCCCUGGGGUGCAGCCUGGGCUCCAAUUCCUCUGGGGGCAAUGGCAGCUGUCCCAGGAGGGGAGACUGUUUCCAUCAGGGUAUGCCCAAGGGGGGGCCUUGCACAGAGGCCGUCAGGGACGGAAGGGUUUGGGGAGGGAGUAGGUUCUUCAGAGCUCGGAACUAUCAGCGAGUAGGCGACAUUGACACACGGACACUAGACGCUGUGACACUGCACCCUCACGGGAAGCGUUUCCUGUUCCGUUCUUCCGCUCCCUAGAACCCCAAUAGGUUGGGUCAGUACUUCCGGUGGCCAGGUUCCGCUGAGUUACGAAAGUCUCUAUUGCCGGUUUCCUUGCUACCUGAGGAACUUUUCCGUAUUUCCGGUUCCCCAAUGGGCGCCGCCAUCUUCGGAAUCGGCUUCUCCCUGCUGCUUCUGUCCCCGCCGCCAUGUCUAAGGCCCUGGAGCAGGGCAAGGAGACCGCGCCUCCCCCCAAGCCUCUGUCCGAGAGCUGCUGGGGCUGCCGCAUCCUGUCCGGCUCGGUCCUGAUCGGGGCCGGAGUCUGGGUCUAUCUAGGCUCGCGCAGGGUCAUAAGCCGGGGCAUCGCCUCCUCCGUAGGGAACAUCGUCCAGCUCGUCUUCGCAGCCAAUCUCCUCUGCUGCGGCGUAAUCAUCCUAGCUGAUCCAUUUGGGAAACUGAAGAAGUAGCACAAACAAGGCAGGACAAGGUGUAGCUGCUGCCUCCACCAGCGCUGGCCAAGUCAAACAAUGUGUAUUUGGGACAAUAACAUGAAUCGAAGAGAAAACUGUUUGCUUUUUCUUACUAUAGUAGCCUCACAGUGGUACCUGGGAGAGAAGAGACCCACCCUAACUCCCCCAUUACUACAAUCCCCAUCAUCUUCUCCACUAAGCUACAGCUGCCUGCAACCCUUCCCUCUCUGCUUGCCUUAUGCCAUGGCAGCUCCCCAGACUGCCCCUCUGGUGUAAUCCCCCAGACUAGCUCCUGCUUAUGGGAUGAGCUAUGAUAGUAUUUCUCCCCUGUCUUAACUCACUCUGUUCAUUCCAGCAUCCAGUUCUAAUUUAACCUCCUGCUGCUUUGAAAACACCCCCCCCCCCUUGGCUCCAGCUAGGCUCUGCUCAACAAGAACUGGCUCCAUGGGGCCUGGACUCUCAGAACUGGGGGGGAGGAAUUGCAUUUCAAUCUAUCCUAGGAAGUAGUGACUCGGAAAGACAGGGAUAAUCAGCUGACUAGGAGCUCCUAGUGUAGUGCUUUAGCCAAAAGGGAUAAUGUGAUCCUUGGCUGUAUGAACAGGGGAAUCAGGGCCGGCACAACCCAUUAGGCGACCUAGGCAGUCGCCUAGGGUGCUACAAUUUGGGGGGUGGCGACCACAGCGGUAUUUCAGUGGUGGGCAGCAUUGCGGGGCGGCACCUUCCACCGCCUAGGGCGGCAGAAAAGCUGGCGGCGCUCCUGAGGAGAAUCUCAUGUCAGAAAAGAGGCUUUAUUCCCUCUGCAGCUGGCACUGGUGCAGCCACUGUUGGAAUACUGUGUCCAGUUCUGGUGUCCACAAUUCAAGAAGCAUGUGAAUAAGCUGGAGCGGGUUUGGAGAAGAACCACACGAAUGAUUAAAGGAUUAGAAAGCCUGCCUUGUA
Messenger RNA from Malaclemys terrapin pileata, 2223 nucleotides. RefSeq names its product distal membrane arm assembly component 1 (gene DMAC1). The record is from RefSeq and is a predicted model, not a curated record. The transcript has 2 exons. Bases 1024 to 1281 code for a protein of 85 amino acids. Lineage: Eukaryota; Metazoa; Chordata; Testudines; Emydidae.